This is a messenger RNA of Amaranthus tricolor (Joseph's coat), 714 nucleotides long. Its product is annotated as protein BUNDLE SHEATH DEFECTIVE 2, chloroplastic-like. The record is from RefSeq and is a predicted model, not a curated record. Gene Ontology annotation, cellular component: protein folding chaperone complex; chloroplast stroma. NCBI's taxonomy places the organism in Eukaryota, Viridiplantae, Streptophyta, Magnoliopsida, Caryophyllales, Amaranthaceae. Gene Ontology annotation, molecular function: protein folding chaperone. The transcript has 5 exons. The coding region runs from base 102 to 509 and encodes 135 amino acids.
CACUACUCUUGGGUUAACCCAUCCGUCUCCUAAGAAAGAAAGGAAAAGAAAACCUUAUCUUAGCAGUUAGCUCAUCUCUUUUCUCCUGUCUCUACAUUUCCAUGGCUAACUCUCUAUGUUUGAGUUCUGUUACUCCAGUUAAAAGCAACCCAUCAAAGCCAGGGAUUUUGAUUGGAAAUUCUGCAAUUACAAAGGUUGGUAAAUUACAUGAAAAAUUACCCAAUUUGAGUUCUGCAAGAUUUCAGACCCUUGUCACCAAUGCGACAGAAAAAAACAGCUUAUACCCAACCACCAAAAAGAAUAGCUUAGUGUGUGAUAAAUGUGAUGGAAAUGGUAUUAAGGAAUGUUCUCAGUGCGAAGGAUCAGGAGUGAAUAGCCAAGACCAUUUUAAUGGACAGUUUAAAGCUGGUGGAUUAUGCUGGCUUUGCAGAGGCAAAAAGGAAAUUCUGUGCGGAAACUGUAAUGGAGCUGGCUUUAUUGGUGGAUUCAUGAAUACAUUUGAGGAGUGAGAUAUUUGAAAGGAAGCGGGGGAAUACAAUCACUACUUGCUUGCUAGAUUAUCAUAUUAAUGUUUGAUAACUAAUAUGUUGCUGUAAGUUGUAACAACGUACAAUUUUGUAAUUGAUUGUGGCGUUAAAUUGUAAGAAAAAAUGCUUCAGAUUCAUAGAUAUGUAGCAAUGAAGUAUGAUAGACUGCAAGUGGGCAUUUCCUGGA